This is a messenger RNA of Auanema sp. JU1783, 1092 nucleotides long. Lineage: Eukaryota; Metazoa; Nematoda; Chromadorea; Rhabditida; Rhabditidae. The record is from the annotation of a GenBank genome assembly.
AUGUGGCGGAGCUUCAAAGAAUCUGAUGGUUUUACAGCAACACGGACUCCAACACCUGUUAAAGCUUCAAGUGAUGGACGUACAUCCAGGUCUGUAUCAGUAGCGUCUGUUUCUUCGAACUCGUCGAAUCCGCCACAAGAGCUUCCACUUCCUUCAAAUUCAGCAAGCACGUCGCCAAUACCUCCUGCAAACCCCGGAGCAAUGCCGAAGCGUACGAAUAACCUGAUCAUGGCCAUGUUUGAUCCAACUGCUAAAGUUGAUCGUCAAGCUCCACCACUCCCAGAUACAGCUGGUAUAGAAUAUGUUCGAGCUGCUAGUUGGGCCUCUGGUAGCUGUGCCAAUAUUCUAGCAGACGAGAAAGGUCGUCAAUUGUUUCGUUGCUUUCUUUUCCAAGCAUUGGCUGAAGAAAAUCUAACUUUUCUGGAAGAGUUAGAUAAGCUGAAGAAAAUGAAAAGCAGUGAUGAGAAAAAGACAUAUGCUAAAGAAGUUAUUGAAAAGUACUCUCCAUAUGUAAAUUUGAGCAGCGGAGCAAUGAAAAAACUUCGAGAUGCAGCUGAGUCUGAUGUCAUCGACCCUGAAGACUUUGCUCCAGCCAUGAAAGAAAUCCGUCGUUUACUUGAAAACGACCAAUUCCCUCGUUUCCGAAGAUCUGAUGUAUAUCUGGAUUUUCUUGAACAACUUCUUCCACGGUCUUAUGCUGAAAAAUGGACGACCUCGUUCGAAGCCUUAUUAGGCAAUCAUGUUGGCCGACAUCAUUUCCGUCUCUUCCUACGUGGAAUACACGCCGAAGAAAACUUACGAUUUUGGGAAGCGGUUGUUGAGUUCCGAGCCACAAAAAAUAAAAGCCCUGCUAUGUCGAAUCUGGCCAAAGUGAUCCUGAACACUUAUCUGGCGGAAGGCGCUAGUAAUGAGGUUUUUCUACCAUUCGGUGUACGGCAAGUUAUUGAACGUCGUAUUGAAGAUAAAGACGUCGAUAUAUCUAUAUUCGAUGAGGCUAUAAAGCAUGUUGAACAGGUUCUACGUAAUGAUCCGUACGUUCGGUUUCUUCAGAGCCCCCAAUACAUGGGACUUAUUGCUAAAUUGAAAAAAUGA